CCUGGAUAGAGAAACACUACCGUGGCUCCCGCGGAUAAGAGAUUGGAAUACUCAGUUUUGUUCUUCUUUCAACAACCAUGAAAAAGCAAUCAUUGAAAUGGACGUCUCUCGCGAAUGGCUAUAUUAGCGAUGUUAUGGCUAUUGUGCACGAAUUUAUCCUCAGGGCUCUAAUUCUGGCCAGCCCUGAUGCCCGCGUAUGCCACAAUUUGCGAUCUAUUCUACUGGAAAAUCUCCUAGAAAGGUACAAAAAGGCAGUUGAUGAAGUCGCAUUUCUCUAUGAUGAGUGAUCAGACACCUCGAUGACAUUGAAUCACUAUCUCAGCGAUUCUCUUGAGGAAUGGUAUUGUUGCGGAGGAUGAGCCUCUUGUAGGUUGCUGCUUUAUGGGUGAGG
Aspergillus alliaceus is the source of this 391-nucleotide messenger RNA. RefSeq lists its product as uncharacterized. The record is from RefSeq and is a predicted model, not a curated record. The coding region runs from base 78 to 287 and encodes 69 amino acids. Lineage: Eukaryota; Fungi; Ascomycota; Eurotiomycetes; Eurotiales; Aspergillaceae. The transcript has a single exon.